AUGGCCCAGUGCCCGCUGCUGCUGCCGCUGCUGCUGCUGCCGCCGCUGCUGGCCGCCGAGAGUCCGGCCGCGGACCCGGCAUGGGCGGCGUCCCCGCGGGCAGCACCGGUGCGCCUGAAGCUGUGCGGCCGAGAGUUCGUGCGCGCCGUCAUCUUCUCCUGCGGGGGCUCCCGCUGGCGCCGCGCCGGCCCGGGCGCCGCCUUCCCAGACUCAGACCUCAAUGCAGAUGAUGGCCUGGACGCGGCCUCCAGCGAGUGGCUCUCCUUUGCCCUGGCCAAGGACCCCCAGGACCCCUACAGGGGUCAGCGCGGCUGGCAGGGGGCCCCGGGGAUCCCGCGAGUCACCCGUGAUAUCCCAACUGGGCUCUCCAGCUACUGUUGCAAACUGGGGUGCAGCAAAACAGAGAUCAGCAGACUCUGCUAGAGGGACACCCCUCACCCUGCCUGCUGCUGCCCUCCAAACUCCCUCCAGCCCCCCACGUGGCCACCCCCCAGCAUCCCUAGUGGCUGCUGCCAGCCUGCCCUCCUGGCCUCUGCUCUCCCUAGCCCAACGGCCCCCC
Molecule: messenger RNA, 559 nt
Organism: Sorex araneus (European shrew)
Lineage: Eukaryota; Metazoa; Chordata; Mammalia; Eulipotyphla; Soricidae
Gene: RLN3
Product: relaxin 3
Exons: 2
Coding region: 1-423 (140 amino acids)
Cellular component (GO): extracellular region
Molecular function (GO): hormone activity
Source: RefSeq, a predicted model, not a curated record